Molecule: messenger RNA, 3560 nt
Organism: Saimiri boliviensis boliviensis (Bolivian squirrel monkey)
Lineage: Eukaryota; Metazoa; Chordata; Mammalia; Primates; Cebidae
Source: RefSeq, a predicted model, not a curated record
UCCACACUCCGGCUCCGCCUCUAUCUCCACACCCAAGCCAGUCCCUUAGCCCCGCCUCCACGUCUCGGUCCCAACUCCACAUCCUGGUUCCCAUCUGUACCUUCCACGCAUCCUGGAGCUGCACGCUUGGCCCCGCCCUGAGCCCUGAGCCCUGCCUCCCGGCCCUGGCCCCGCUUCCCAGGCCUGCACCGCGCCUCUCUGCCCAGGCCCAGACCCAAGGCCAAGCCCAAGCCCCAGUCCCUCCUCCACACCUGAGUCCGAGCCCGGCGUCCCAGAUCCGGACCCGCCUGCCUGGGGCGGAGCUGCACCGGGUGCGGGCCAGGGGCGUGGCAGGCUUCUCAGAGCACCAGGUGCGGCUUCUGGGUCAAGAUGGCCGCCUCCGGCAGCGCCGGCGCCGGGGCCGGGCUCCUGCCGUGCCGCCGCCGCUGCCUUCCCGCCGGGGCCUCGCUACUGCGCGUCGCCCUCUGCCUCCUGUGCUGGGCCCCGGCGGCUGUGCGCGCCGUUCCCGAGCUCGGGGUCUGGUUAGAGACAGUCAACGACAAAUCAGGACCUUUGAUAUUUAGGAAAACUAUGUUUAGCUCUACAGAUAUCAAGUUUUCUGUUAAGUCAUUCCAUUGUUCUCCGCCUGUGAAGUUUACCAUAAUGUGGCAUUUGAAGUAUCAUACCUGUCACAAUGAGUAUUCUAAUCUGGAAGAGCUGUCCCAAAAACAUGAACUUCGUGUUGAUGAAGACUUUUGUGAUCAUUAUUUCAAGAAUGUCAACUGUUGGACAACAAAGAAUGAAAACUUAGAUUGCAACAGUGAUUCACAGGUGUUUCCCUCUUUGAAUAAUAAAGAACUAAUAGAUAUCAGAAAUGUUUCAAACCAGGAAAGAUCAAUGGAUGUGGUGGCCAGAACACAAAAAGAUGGGUUUCAUAUCUUUAUUGUUUCCAUUAAAACAGAGAAUACAGAUGCAAGCUGGAAUUUGAAUGUUUCUCUUUCUAUGAUUGGGCCUCAUGGAUAUAUCUCUGCAUCAGAUUGGCCCCUAAUGAUUUUUUACAUGGUGAUGUGUAUUGUUUACAUAUUAUAUGGCAUACUCUGGCUGAUGUGGUCUGCCUGUUAUUGGAAAGAUAUAUUAAGAAUACAGUUCUGGAUUGCAGCUGUUAUUUUCCUAGGAAUGCUUGAAAAAGCAGUUUUUUAUAGUGAAUACCAAAACAUCAACAGCACUGGACUGUCAACCCAAGGUUUAUUGAUAUUUGCGGAGUUGAUUUCUGCAAUUAAGAGGACGUUGGCUCGCCUCCUUGUGAUCAUUGUGAGCCUGGGCUAUGGCAUUGUGAAGCCUCGUUUAGGAACAGUCAUGCACCGGGUGAUUGGACUGGGGCUUCUUUACUUAAUCUUUGCAGCUGUUGAAGGCGUGAUGAGAGUCAUUGGGGGUUCUAACCAUUUAGCUGUUGUUGUUGGUGACAUUAUUUUAGCAGUUAUUGACUCCAUUUUUGUGUGGUUCAUUUUUAUAAGUUUGGCACAAACUAUGAAGACUCUAAGGCUAAGAAAGAACACUGUGAAAUUUUCAUUAUAUAGGCACUUUACAAAUACUCUGAUCUUUGCCGUGCUGGCUUCUGUAGUAUUUAUGGUGUGGACAACCAAGACAUUUAGAAUUGCAAAAUGCCAAUCAGAUUGGAUGGAACGUUGGGUUGACGAUGCGUUUUGGAGCUUCCUUUUUUCACUUAUCCUUAUUGUAAUCAUGUUUUUGUGGAGACCAUCAGCAAACAAUCAGAGAUAUGCCUUCAUGCCUUUAAUAGAUGAUUCCGAUGAUGAAAUUGAGGAAUUCAUGGUAACUUCUGAAAAUUUAACCGAAGGAAUAAAAUUAAGAGCCUCAAAAUCAGUUUCCAAUGGAGCAGUUAAGCCCGCCACUUCUGAUAACUUUGAUGAAGAUUUGAAGUGGGUGGAAGAAAAUAUUCCCUCUUCAUUCACGGAUGUCGCUCUUCCGGUAUUAGUGGAUUCAGAUGAGGAAAUCAUGACCAGAUCUGAAAUGGCUGAAAAAAUGUUCUCUUCAGAAAAGAUAAUGUGAUUAGAACCCAUAUAAGUGAAAUGUAGUUAAGCAUGAAGGACUAUCCUUCAUCAAGACUGAAAGUGAGCUUUGUUUUGACAUUGCAUAGCAAGUUUUUAUUGUGUUAUCUUGGAAGUCUGUGUGUCAAAAUGAAGAAUUCAGGUGGCAGGAGGGUUCUGCAGUCCUUUUAAAGUUGACUCUUGAAUGUCUAUUAAAUUGGAUUUGGAAAUAACCUAAGGAAAGUAUUAUGAUAAAGAUCUGCACAGAUGCCUCUUAGCUGACAGGUGGCAGACAUGUGGGUUUGGGUUCUCCCUCUUUUCUCUGGAACAUAUGACAAUUCCAGAUUAAAGAAAAAUGUUUUUUAAUAAACACAUUGGUCUUUUUUCUAGUCACCUUUGAGGUAGGUAUUGUGAUUCUUCUGGACUAUAGUAUAUCCGUGUCUAUAUGUCUUGGGUUUACUAGAUGCAAUAAUACUUUUCUUUGACAUUUGUACUGAUAUGAUUCGAUAUUAAGUAAAACUUGGUUAAUGUUGGAAUAUAGGCAUAUUUAUAGGUUUUUGCAACUCCCCCCCUUUUUAAAAUCUGCACAAGGCCCUUGUUUGUGAGGCUUAUGCACAUCAAAUGAUGGAGUUAGGUCGGUCUUCUCUUAGCUCAGGGGAACACAAGAGAGAUGUCUUGAGGGUCACUACCAAAGAAUUGCCCUCAUUAUCCCUCACUCAGGCCGUGUGUACGUGUGAUGCUGCUGAAUCUGCCGGGGCGGGUGGUGGCCAUAUGGCUCCCCCAGAGCACUUCCUACCCAGCAAGCUGGGAGACCCAUUACCGGUGAACUUGGUAGAAAUUAGAACUGUAUCUUUUGCAUAAUGUUGGCAUAUUACAUUUCAUAAUAAAAACAUAUUUAGUUGCAUGCUACAUCACUGUUGAUUUUAUAAUUAAUUUCUUAAACUUCAACCAUGUUUUAUACCCUAUUUUGUUACAUCAUAUAUUUGUAAUGUAUAAUAUGAAAUCGCUUGCUUUAAUGUCUUUUUUAAAAAUGUAGAAUGUUCUAAACUUGAAAGGCAAUUGAAUGUAGUAUGGUGAAAAUGUGAAUGUUUUGCUGCUUUCAUGACCAAAGAUACAGGGCUAGUGGACAUUUAGAAUAGUAAUUAAAGUUAGCGUCUUGAAUGUCUUUUCUUUGAAAGAGUUCUAACUCUGUAAAUUGAGAAUGACUUCAGAGAAUUUUGAUUAAGAAAACAUUGAAAUUUUAACCAGUACAAACACUUAAACAUAACCUCCAAUUUUUUUUACUGUGAAGCCACAAAGCAAAUUUUUUUCUUUUUCUUUCAAAAGCCUACCUUCUGUAUUUAUUUCUUGUUUACUCAUUUCAGAGAGAGUAGUAAAGAAGAUCUAUUUCUGGCAGUCAUAUCUCUUGAAAGAUAUUGGCAAAUGUGUUUUCACUCCUGACCAUGUGGAAAGUGAACAGUGUUGGCAAACAUUGCUGAGAAAGGCAUACUUUUCAAGAUGCCCUUGCUUUAGGAUAUCCUUCCUAGGGAGAAAAAA